AUGGUUAUUAAGUCGAUCAUACUUCAGGAGCUUUUGGCUAGUUUGGGUGUCCAGAUGGUCAUGGUUUCCUUUGGAUCUCAAAAAGGGGCUGCCAGAUGGAAAAGGGAAACUGGCUGCACGCACACUGUAGUCACUGACCAGUCCAGGAAGUUUUACAACUACUUUGGACUGCGUAUCUCCUUCUCGAAGGUGUGGGGCUCUCAGACUAUGCAUUACUACGCUGGUCAGAUCCAACAGGGCAAGCAGUUCCUGAAACCCUUCGAAAAUGAGGAGGAUGACCCACUCCAGAUGGGAGGAGAUUUUCUAGUCGACAAGUGCGGGAAGCUCCUGAUGUGUUAUCCCCAGAAGUACGCAGCUGACAGACCUUCUAUACAGUCCAUCAUUAACUGUGUGCAAAACGCAACUCAAUAG
This is a messenger RNA of Symsagittifera roscoffensis, 411 nucleotides long. RefSeq lists its product as uncharacterized. The coding region runs from base 1 to 411 and encodes 136 amino acids. The record is from RefSeq and is a predicted model, not a curated record. The transcript has 3 exons. Lineage: Eukaryota; Metazoa; Xenacoelomorpha; Acoela; Convolutidae.